UGAAACAAUGGCGAGUUUGGGUCGAAUGUCUUGUUUCCUGUUCAGAUCGGCACGUCAAGUGUCGCCACGAAAGCUACUAAGUUCAACCGCACGUGUCGAAUCUAAUAAAGUGGCUAUGGUUUUGUCCGGUUGUGGCGUUUACGACGGCUCAGAAAUCGUCGAAGCUUCCGCUUGUUGGAUACACUUGAGUCGUGCAAACUGUGACGUCAAUUUCUUUGCUCCUGAUGUCGACCAGAUGCAUGUGGUUGAUCACGUGACAGGUCAACCAGUGGAAGGAGAGCAACGGAAUGUCGUGUCAGAGUCUGGUCGCAUAGCUCGUGGUGUUGUUCACCCACUGUCUCAGAUCGAUGAUUCGUCGUACGAUGCCCUAGUCUUUCCUGGAGGAUUUGGAGCCGCAAAAAAUCUUUCUUCGUUUGCAGUUGAUGGUGAUCAGAUGAACGUCAAUGCUGACGUGGAACGAGCCAUCAAGAUGUAUCACGAUGCAAGGAAGCCGAUUGGAUUGUGCUGCAUUUCUCCAGUCCUAGUUGCAAAGGUAUUACCGGGGUGCUCUGUCACUGUUGGUCACAACACUGAGGAAGAUGGCAAGUGGCCAUAUGCCUCCACAGCUGAAGCCAUCGAUAAAAUGGGAUCGCAACACGUCGUGAAGGAUUUGAACGAAGCACACAUCGACGAGAAAAAUCUUAUAGUGACGUCACCUGCAUUCAUGUGUAAUGCCAAACCUCAUGAGAUCUAUGAAAGUGUUGGUGCAAUGAUUACUGCUCUUAUGGCAUUGAUAAAGAAGUGACGAAACGAGGAUUGUCGACUUGUUAUUCAAACAUGGAGCGACUGUUUCAUUUUGUAACGUAAUUCAGAUUAGAUUUAUGACUAAGAAUGCAAACCGUCAUCAAUAAACCUGCCCAACAAUUGUCUACACUGUUUUCAAAGGAUGUGCUUUAGAAUCCAUUUAUACCAUCCAUUGUAUCCAACAUGAAUUGAUUAAUUGAUUACUAUAAAUUUAUUAUAAUAAUUAUAUAUAUAAGUAAUUAAUAAAUUAAUGUCAAUCUAAGAUGAAUUUAUUAAUUAAUUAUUAUAAUAAUACAAUAACUUUA
Messenger RNA from Corticium candelabrum, 1088 nucleotides. RefSeq names its product glutamine amidotransferase-like class 1 domain-containing protein 3, mitochondrial. The coding region runs from base 8 to 784 and encodes 258 amino acids. Gene Ontology annotation, cellular component: mitochondrion. The record is from RefSeq and is a predicted model, not a curated record. NCBI's taxonomy places the organism in Eukaryota, Metazoa, Porifera, Homoscleromorpha, Homosclerophorida, Plakinidae. The transcript has 8 exons.